AUGGAGGGCAAGAGGAAUAUUGUCAUCGUUGGAGGCGGUGUUAUCGGAUCCACAACAGCAUACUACCUCACCCGCCAUCCCAAGUUCAACAAAGCCCUGCAUACCAUCACUCUUCUCGAAGCUGCUCCCACUGUGGCAGCCGGCGCAUCAGGCAAGGCUGGUGGUCUUUUAGCACUAUGGGCAUAUCCGGACUUUUUAGUUCCCCUCUCAUACCGACUGCAUGCCGAGCUCGCCGCUGAACACAAUGGUCCUCAGAGAUGGGGUUAUCGUCAACUUGGUUGCGGUAGCUUUGAAGCCGUAGUAUCACGCGAUAAACUCAAGUCACUUCAAAGCAACGGCAGCAAAAACCAAGGCCACGAUGGUAAGGAAUGGGAGAAGCUCCCCAAGCAAAACGGUGCAGCAAAGGAACUCCUCAAAGCAGGCAACUUGCCAAAGGAUCUCGACUGGGUGGACCGCGAGAUUAUUGAGAGCUGGUCUGAGAUGGGUGCGCCAGGCAAGACGGAAACAUCACAAGUACACCCCCUACACUUCACGACAUCGAUCGCUGAACUGGCGCAGCAAGGUGGCGCCCAAAUACACAUCAAUGCAAAGGUGACAAAGAUCAAUUCCUCAAAGACUGGUGUCGAGAGCAUAGAGUAUCUCGAUCGCGACUCAGAUGAAACAAAGACCAUCCAAGACGUGACAGAUGUCGUCGUGGCGGCAGGCCCGUGGACAAAUAGAGUGGUACCACGAGCCAAGAUCGAGGGUCUAAGAGCACACAGCGUGGUCUACGACGUCAACCUCAGUCCCUACGCAGUCUUUACAGACAUCCAGCUCCCACCAGACUUCAUUCCCGAGCAUCGUGCGAAGAUGGGACAGAGGAGGAGGCACAAGGGCAAUGUUGACCCAGAAAUCUACGCCAGGCCAUUCAAUGAGGCUUAUGCUUGUGGUGAGCCAGAUACAAAUGUACCACUCCCCGACACAGCAGACCAAGUAGAAUGUGACGAAGCUCAAUGCGACGACAUAAUCUCCUACAUCAGCACAUUCAGUCCCGUCUUGGCUGCUGCACCUGUCAAAGCCAAGCAAGCAUGUUACCUCCCACGACAUAUACGGUUUGGACAAGAGAGCGGCCCUUUGAUCGGCAGAACGACAGUCCCUGGCCUAUUUGUUGCCGCAGGUCACACGUGUUGGGGCAUUCAAAACGGCCCCGGAACGGGUAAGCUCAUGUCUGAGUUUGUGUUUGACGGGGUAGCCAAGAGUGCGGAUGUCGAGAAGUUGGAUCCUCAGAAGUUCAAAGUUUAA
Molecule: messenger RNA, 1281 nt
Organism: Fusarium venenatum
Lineage: Eukaryota; Fungi; Ascomycota; Sordariomycetes; Hypocreales; Nectriaceae
Product: FAD dependent oxidoreductase
Biological process (GO): retrograde transport, endosome to Golgi
Cellular component (GO): late endosome; cytoplasm
Molecular function (GO): oxidoreductase activity
Source: RefSeq, a predicted model, not a curated record